AUGGAACCGGACAGUUAUUUGCGAUCGAACAGCCGAAGCCAGCCGUCAGGGCUGGACCGAGUUCGGUCAAUUCAACGACGAUUCUCAUCAAAAUACAAGUGAGUAACAAUAUGAAAAUCUGGAACACACUUGUAAAUAUGUUUUAAUGUUAUUGAACGGCAAACCUAACACAGAAUGCGUUUGUUUACUGAUAAAAAGGGAAGUCUUUGGUUUUAAAUUUAGGGAAGACUUGACCAUUCUGGCCUUGUUUGUUUACACUUUCGGGUUAGCCAGUAUAUUAACUGUUAGUAAUUUUCUUAUCAACGGAAAUUAAAAGAUAACAAAAUGCCAUCGUUUGCCGGUCGCAAAAAAGCGCCAAAGAUCACGUGUUUACCCAUCUAUUGCAAUAUUGUUUUUGAGUCGAGUUUCCCUCUAGGAAAAGUUGUCUCGCAUGGUCACGUUUGCCAGUUUUUUUUCUUCUGAAUGGAGCAGACGAUUGCCUUUAAUUUCAUGUUAGUCGAGGGCUAAGUCGUAUUUUGUAGGAAGAUGGCAUCUACCGAGUUGUCGAAGGCAGAUCGGGAGCUGAAGGCCCAAAUAAAGAUAGGACAUUAUGUUCUGAAGGAUACUUUAGGUACAGGGACGUUUGGAAAAGUGAAAGGUAAGCUGUUGUCUAAUUAUAAUAUUUUUGGCUUUUAGUUGGGAUUCAUGAAGCUACUGGCUACAAAGUUGCCGUUAAAGUAUUAAAUCGACAAAAAAUCAAGAUUCUGGAUGUUGUCGGCAAGAUUCGACGAGAAAUUCAGAAUCUUUCUUUGUUCCGCCAUCCUCACAUUAUCAAACUGUAAGUUUUCUGUUUUAAUUUUACAUUCCAAAUUUAGGUAUCAAGUAAUUAGCACACCGACUGACAUCUUCAUGAUAAUGGAGUACGUUUCUGGUGGAGAACUCUUCGAAUACAUCGUGAAGCACGGUCGGGUAAGUAAACUUAAUUAUGUAUGAUUAUGUUUUUCUUGAUUACUUUUUUUGUUUUAGCUGAAGCCAAGCGAAGCUCGCCGGUUCUUCCAGCAAAUAAUAUCUGGAGUUGACUAUUGCCAUCGUCACAUGGUUGUUCACAGAGAUCUGAAGCCGGAGAACUUGCUUUUGGAUGAGAGAAACAACGUCAAGAUUGCCGAUUUUGGUAAGAAAAAUCUUAUUUAUUUAAAACCAUGUUAUAGGGUUAUCAAACAUAAUGACGGACGGAGAUUUCUUGAGGACAAGUUGUGGUAGUCCUAACUAUGCUGCACCCGAAGUGAUCUCUGGAAAGUAUGUUACCUAAAAUCAUAGCUUACUCAUACAAAUUUAUUAAACUUGUAAUUACUCAUUUUUAUAGAUUGUAUGCUGGGCCUGAAGUAGACGUCUGGUCAUGUGGUGUUAUCCUGUACGCUCUUCUUUGUGGUACCCUACCGUUUGAUGAUGAACAUGUCCCUUCUUUGUUUAGAAAGAUAAAAUGUAGGUUUAGCAGGUAUUUAAGUUGUUUUUCAAUAUUUGGGAUGGAAAAUUGUUAUGUUUUAUUACUCUUAUAAGUCUAAUUGUAAUAUAUUAUGGUUUUAGCUGGUAUCUUCCCCAUUCCUGACUACUUAGACAAACCCGUAGUUAACCUGCUUCUUCACAUGCUACAGGUGGAUCCCAUGAAGCGAGCAACGAUCAAGGAUGUCGUGUAAGAUUUUAAACUUUCUUUUUCAAAAUUUAUUUAUAAGAUUCAUAUAAAUGCUUGGUUUUAGAAACCACGAAUGGUUCCGCGUUGACCUACCUGCUUACUUAUUCCCCCCGAUAAAUGAAAGCGAGGCUUCUAUUGUUGAUAUCGAUGCUGUAAAGGAAGUGUGUUGUGUAAGUCGUAAUAAUUCUGUAAAAUAUCGUAAUGGUUUAGAGAUACAAUGUGAGUGAGGACGAGGUAACGACAGCCUUGUUAAGUGACGAUGCCCAUCAUCAGCUGAGCAUAGCUUACAAUUUGAUAGUAGACAACAAGCGGAUUGCAGAUGAGAGUAGGUUUACAUUUUCAUUAACGUAGGGACUCUAAGACCUGGUUUAAGGAGGACUGAAGCCAGUUGGGUCUUUUGGUGACUUGGGGUUUUAAAUUGUCUCGGGUUAAUAUGAUUGGUCUGCAGUUGAACACGGCUUCCAAUUGCAUCCUCUGGCUAUCCUGCAAAAGCAAGGCACUGGGCCGGUUGUCGAUCAGCCAGGCACAGUCCUGAUUCACGCUAUGCGGCAUGCGAAUCAACCAGACACGGCGCCUGUGGGUCUUUGCGCGGCGGUGCACCAAGUACCGCGAGGACAGUUUUGUUCCCCCGAUUGUGACAAGUGCCCCAAAUGGGGCGCCAAAGAAUGCCUGUUCAGCUUGCGUCGACGGGAACUGAACGCCUGCGACAUGUGUCCUAAACUGGGGGAGGAGGGAUGUCCCUUUCACAAGCCUGAAGCCGCCGCCGUCCCACCAGCCGGCCAACGAUGUUAGUGUAGUUGUUUUACCCUCUGUUUUUGUUGUGCCUUAAUAACUGAAAUUAAUACCGCUUUAAAAUGGCAUCUACUUAGAUAAUAUGCGUCUAAGUGCACGUAACAUUCUACUACUCUGCGUGAUCGGUCCGUCGCUUUAACUGUCUAAACGUCAUGAUUUCAGCUGCCAAACUGUCCAUCGAAGAGUUCUAUCACAUAACCCCAGCCAGCAAACUGCACCAUGCUGACCAAACUAGUCGACAUCCGGAACGAAUGAAUCGUAAGUUUUGUCGAAGCAUGACAAGUCUGUUUAAGAAAGCUCAAAGAUAACAUCGACGCUUGAAUACAAAGAUAAUGCUACUAAUCAACCACAGACUAAUCACAAAUCUCCUCAUGUUAAACGGGCUAAAUGGCAUCUUGGUAUUCGAUCACAGAGUCGGCCGGAAGACAUCAUGUACGAAGUGUUCAGGGCCAUGAAGUACCUGGACUUUGAAUGGAAGCUGUUGAACGCUUAUCAUGUUGUUGUUCGGAAAAAGCCGGACGACCCCAACACAGAAGUGGUAAGGCGGUUUUUAUGUACAACAUACUGUAUUUUAGCCUAAAAUGAGUCUGCAGUUAUAUCAAGUUGACCAACGGAGCUAUCUGUUGGACUUUAAGAAUCUAGUUGAUGAAGAAACUGGUCCAGCUAUAUCAGAAAACCCUUCGUUUGCCUCGAGGCACGCGUCCGUCUCAAUGCCGGUGAAGCCAUCGUUACGGAAUCAUCGGGCCCAGUCAUUACCCAUGCCAAUCGAGGUAAGUGAAUGAAUAAGUCUCAGACUAAAGAUUGCCAAUUGCAAAAAGUUUUUACCUAAAAAUAUUGUUUUAGGUCCAAAAAGCAGCCGCAGCACAAGCCUUGGAAGCCGCAAACGCUACGAAGCAAUCGCAGACGAUGCAGUUCUUUGAGAUGUGCGCAGCUUUGAUCGGAGCCUUGGCACGAUGA
Molecule: messenger RNA, 3418 nt
Organism: Bursaphelenchus okinawaensis
Lineage: Eukaryota; Metazoa; Nematoda; Chromadorea; Rhabditida; Aphelenchoididae
Source: the annotation of a GenBank genome assembly